Molecule: messenger RNA, 2844 nt
Organism: Ectocarpus sp. CCAP 1310/34
Lineage: Eukaryota; Phaeophyceae; Ectocarpales; Ectocarpaceae
Source: the annotation of a GenBank genome assembly
AUGCUGUACAGCGGUGCCGUCAGAAGGGAAUGGGCGCACCCGAUUCGGUCCAACUUCGUUUUCGCACCCCUCUUGGCCUCGAUGACGCUUACCGCGGCUGUGCCUCCGAAGGUUGCUCAUGCACUGCACCCGUCUACGGACGUACCCCUGCCCGCUUUCAUGAUUCUGAGCGGUCUCGUGCUGUACCUGGAGAUGGCGUCGUACGGCAAGUGGCUGUUCAAUCAGACUCGCAGCCUCAGCCGGGCGAACCCAUCGUAUCAACUCGCUGUCGUGGGCAACUUUUUGGUCGCAUCGCUAGGCACGCAGGUUUCGGGCACAGAGAGCGUCGAGCUAGCCUGCAGGGAAAUUUCCCUUUUCUUUUUCGCCGUCGGGUUUCUCUACUUUCUCCUUGUGUUCUUCGCCAUCCAGCACAACUCGGCCGACAACAUCGAGCACCCUUCCGGCGCUGCUGCACGGCUCUCGGUGGAUCCGACUGCAGAUACCUCAACUGACCAUCGUGUUGAUGGAAGAGUCGGCGGAAACGAGGAAACCUUAAUGAGCCAUCCCACGGGAAGGACAAAAGCCGGGCGGAUACACGGCCAGCAGGAACAAGUUCCAUACCCUUCUCCACCACAUAUGCCGGUUUCGGCGGCCAUUGUCUCUGGGUGGGGGCGAAAGCCAUCCGAGCGCGUCCCACCUGGGAAGGAAAACAAAGAAGGGGAAACGGGGGACAGGAACGGCGUCGGCUCUCCAGAGGGAAAGUCCCGGUACUCUGCCCGGCUGCACGACAACGCGUUCAACGCGACGGUUCCCCCGCUCUCCGGCCUCGAAGACGUGCCGCUGGUCGAGGGUGAGGACGCGACGGCUGUAGCAGAAAGGGGCAGGGCCAACCUCGAGGUCGACAACGAAAACACCGAGGACGCAUCAGCCAGGGCCGAGAACCACCUCGGCGCUCGCUCUUCGUGGCCAGUGCCCCCGUUCACAGGGUCCGGGCGAAGCCUUCUAUGGCAUCCGUCCUCAUCGGACAUUUCGUCCACCAUGCCGUCGCAUCCGCAAGGCAAGGGUAGCGGCAGCGGCGACGACGUGAAUGCAGCACGCGACCGGAGGGUUUGCAAGCCAGCGCAAGAGACACCUUCCCGACCGCCCACGUUUCGGGGAGAAUCCGCCGGAGCGGCCGCUGUUGCCAACGGGAACGCGCCCCAGACAGCCGUCUUCCCUCUUCAGGGGCGUGGUCGCUGCAGCUCGAACAACGUCGGUGUUGCCACAACAGAUCGUCAAUUAAAGCGGGCAGAAGCGAAGGACGCCGCCGUCUCUCAUCGCAUGCCCAGGUCCACGUUGGCUCCGCGCGAUACCCCCAGCGGAACCCCUAGGAGCAUGCUCCUGAGCAGAGCGUUACACCCCAUCUAUUUUCUGUUCAUCGCUCCCCCUUCGGCGGCGGCGAUCGCCUGGACGCGAAUCAACGGGGAGUUUGACGUGCUGUCCAGGUCCCUGUACUUCAUCGCGGGGUUCUUGUACAUGUUCUUUGUGCUGGGCAACUCGAGCUUCCUGCGGACGGCCUCGUUUAGCCUCGCCUGGUGGGCGUACUCCUUCCCAUCGUCCACAUUUGCCGUCGCGACGAUCCUGUACGCCGAGGAGCUGUCGAGCGAGGGAGUGGUUCUGUUCGCCCUCGUGAUGUCUCUGGGAUCGACUGUGAUAGUGAUGGUGGUGGUCGUGUGCACUGUUUCUUCAGCAGCAACAGGAUCUCUCUUCGCUCCCGACCCGGUUCUCUCGGUCCUGCUUGAAGAGCUGCCUUAGUUGUUGUUCGGCACGGAACUGCCAUUCGCCUGAUCCUUUAGACUUUGGCGUCUCAUAGAAUUACAUCUUUGUAUUUCUGCUACUACGCUUCCCGAGGAGUCUGAGCGUCAGCCUCUACUUUUAUUUGGGGUUUCGUCCCUUGUGUUGUUGUCUACGGAUGGCAUAGUUUUGGAGUUUUUCGUGGUAAUUGUGGCAAUCUGGUCGUCGCGGAAGAGAUUUUUGGGUUUCGAUGACGGUGCAAACCAGCAUAUACAUCGGUAUGACUAGGGAGGCGGGACUUGCGAGGCAGCACCACGAGCUGGUAGCUUACGGAAUCAGAAAUACAUCACAGUCAACGAAAAGCCUCCCGUAAAGCUGUGCCAAAGGGGCACGUAUAAGUCAUAAGAGGUACAGGGUUACGAAGCCUUUGUGUUUGUUUUUUUCAUGCCCUUUCUUCGCAGUUAAUACGCUUAAGGAUGAUACCACUGUAGACUUUUGAGUACGAAACAAAACAAAAUGUGAAGCGGUCAUGUGGCCCGAUUGUUCACCUCUGAUAUACUCGUAGUACCAGGCUUAAGGCCGAGUUGAUGCGCACCGUUGUGUAGCAUAUAUGGAGGAACGCAGAGUGAAGUUGAAAUGUUGAUAUUAUGAGUAUGCCACACGGAGUUCUAACCCUUGCAUGUACUUUCUCUGUCCCGUAAGGCUAGUCGGUUAUGGGCGACAAGUCGUUCGUGGACUUAGAGGUUGAACCCAACCUUGUUGCAAGAUUUGUUGGAAGCUGGCGUGUAGACGAUGCUGAUGAGAAAUUAAAAGUUUUUGCUUGGCUACAAACAAAAGGUUGUCUCUGCUGAUACUAUAAUAUAUAUUAAUUGCGGAUCGAUCUGAAGACUUUUUUUUUCCUUUGUCACUUCAAUUCAGCGCUCACAGCACUCAACUUUUGCCGUUUACUCCAACCGGUCGUUACACACAAGGGUUUGUCUCCUUGAGGUCCCCUACGCACCCUUCCUGCGAUAUUUUCCUUCGACUUUUAAUGCGAGACGAAUGCGGCACUCUCUUCCCUCUGUAUCCGCAUGACUAGCGCUUUCCACCCAG